ACGUCCGGGCGGCAGCUCUGUGCCACUUCUUGCUCGGCGGCCCCGCGGCGGUGGGUACCGGCUCGGCCUUCCCCCGAGACCCGGCUGUGGAGGGGCCGUUGCGGUCGGGAGACGCUAUGGAGGAAGGAAAAGAAAUGGCAGUGCAUUGCUCAGGUCAGGUGACUGAAGAAACACGGGAUAUUUGCAUGAGCAAUGUUGCAGAUGUUUCGCUUCUGAUUGAUGAAGAGUUUGAUUUUGACCUUUCACUCUCUCCAGAAAGUAGUGGAAAUGAAGAUGAAGUUUUUGCUGGACCUAUGGGACACAAAGAAAAAUGUAUUGCUGUCAAUGUUGAAGCAAAACAAAACGCUGAAAAAAAGCAUGUGCCUUCUUCUGAUGGUGACCUCACGUGGAGCCUACUUACAAAUCAACAACUUCUGGAAAUUUGCAAAGAAGCUCAUUUGUUAGCACUGCAAAUACAGACCGGAAGCAAGAAUGAACAGACUAAAGUAAGCCAAUCAGAAGAACAGGAAAAUAACUUUAUAGAAAAAUUUGUGGAGGACUCCAAGUCAAAAUUGAAAAUACUGAAAAAUGAAAAUAUAGAGAAAAGUCCCAGGUCUGUUAAAAGGGAGACAUACUGUGUGAAGGAUCAGCCAGCAUGUCAGCUGCCACCUUGUUUUCAGAUGGAAUCAGCUAAACUUUUGUCAGAUGACAAGAUGUGUGUUCUUCAUACUUCACCAGACAGAAACCCAGUUAAAAUUCAUGUAUCUCCUACAAAAAUGGCCUGUUUACCUCUGACACAAGAACAGAAAACUAAGGAAAGAAAUACAAAGGCAACUGGCAAACUUCUAAUGGCAAAACCUUCAUCUCCUGGAAAAAGCAAUUUGUUGACUUUUGAAAAGCCCAAACCAGGAAAACAAACUAGUAUUUCUACAAAAAGAGACUUGAGCAGCAUGGGGACAUCUGAAGAUCUAAUUUCUGGUAAAUCUAGUGCUACCUCGGAUGUCUUUGUGUCCUCGGUCAGUGGCAGUUCCUCAGCACAAGACAAAAAGGUCCUUCCUCCACCAAUCAAGCCUGGCUUAAAGAAGAUAACACAUCUGAAACUUCCUGGUGUUUCCAGUGGUCUCAAAAAAAAGACUAUUUCAUCUUCCUUCUCAUCAGUUUCCACCGUGAACUCAAGUCUGAAUUCAAGUUUACCCAUUUCUCCUAUAGGAAAAAAUGGAAAAACAAGAACGUCUUCCAAAGCUGGUGUGAAUGGCUCCAAGCUUUCAUCUAGGACAAACACGGUGGCCCUUGCCAGACCUACCAAAGUGUCAUCUCUGCAGGCUGCCAAUACUGAGAAAGCCAAGAAGCAAGCAAGAUCAACUGGUAGUCCCGAAACACCUAGUGUUGUCAGCCUGGAUAAACCUUCAGCUUCUGCAACAUCAUCUGAGGCUGUAGGCAGUGGAAUUCAGAGGGUGAGCUCUGUUCCCGAUCUGCAGAAACUAUGUCAGCAGAACAAAGGUGGAAGUGUCACAAAAGAAAGCCUGUGUCCAAAGCCCAGGGAUAGAGUUUUGUCUGUUCCAAAUGGUCAAACUCAGGUUCCAGUGAAGACUGGAGAUACACCAUCAAACAAAUCAGCGCCAAAAGCAAUACCAUCUCUUGGAUUGGCAUAUUGUGGCACGCUUGGAAGCGCUAUGGCUGUCGGCACUCCUGUGAAAGCCUCAGAAGAUGGGAUCUUUCAGAAUUCUUGUUUUCCUGAAAGGUCUGUUUUCAUGACUCCUGCCACUCAGAAACGGUCUGGCCUACCUACACCUGUCCGUUGUAUCUCAGGAUUUCCAGCAGUGACUCCUAAAACUGCACCAAGAUCGGCAUGUUCUUCACAUUCUGCAUCUCUUCACCGAACUUUCAGCUUUUCUACCAAAAAGACUCUUACAGCAGGUUCCAAACAGACAAAAGAGAGUAAGACAGAGACAUCUUCAGAAGAUGAUAUAUCUCCUCCACCUGUGCUACCUCUUGCACUUAACUUCUCACCAGAAAAAAAUGCUACAGAAGUAGUAGAAAGCAAACUCAAACAGGCUGAAGUUCAAAAUCAGCUGGCUGAAGAGAAAAAAACUGAGGCCAUACUAGUAGAUAUUGGAAUAGACAAACCUCUCCCAUGCACUUUGGAAUGUGACAGUAGACCUCUGAUUGACCUUUCCAAUACUCCUGAAGUGAAUAAGAUUACUCCUCUAAAGCCUACAGUCUCAGGGCACGUAAAGCUAAGUGAUUUGAGUCAGCCUCUUAUCAUUCUGAGUCCUGACGUAAUCAAAGAAAAUCUGGAUUCACCUCUACUCAAGUUCUGAACUUAAGUUGAAAUGAAGGAUUCCUGGCAUCUGUGUUCUCUAAAGUGUUUAGGUGUUACUCUUCACUCCUACAGGUUUGGUUUUUAAGAUGGCUCUAGAUUAUCUGAACUGCAUUACACAAUAGAAUUCUAACAGUCUUGAUAUGGUCAAACAAAUUUGAUUAUGUUUAAUGGUUCUGCUCAUGAAUGUACUACAAUGGAUGUAUUUAAACUGUAUUGCUCUAAAGCAAAAAGCGGUAGUCUUUUUAUUGAAAGCCUUGUCUGUUUUUAUUUCCUACAAAUUGCCCUUUGAUUCCUCAUUCCCUAUGUGCAAAGAAGAAUUAACUUUAAAUAAAGGUCGUUUACCAAA
Molecule: messenger RNA, 2648 nt
Organism: Calidris pugnax (ruff)
Lineage: Eukaryota; Metazoa; Chordata; Aves; Charadriiformes; Scolopacidae
Gene: GTSE1
Product: G-2 and S-phase expressed 1
Exons: 12
Coding region: 117-2300 (727 amino acids)
Cellular component (GO): cytoplasmic microtubule; microtubule cytoskeleton
Molecular function (GO): microtubule binding
Source: RefSeq, a predicted model, not a curated record